AUGAUUCUCACCACCCAGAGUUGUAAUGAAACUCGACCCAUCUUACUUCAAAGCUUAAAUGCCGCCGCUUCAGCUCCCCCUUCCCCCCCUCUAGAACCUGUGGAUCGUGAACAUGUUCAUGUUGAACUUUCUCGCUUCAGGAGUAUCAAUGUGGUAGAGAAGAAAGAAGCGGUGUCUGGAUUUGCAAAGGCAUUGUUCCCAGAUUCCCCUAUUUCAAAGGAGAUCAAGCAAAGUCUGAAUGUGACUGUGUCAAAAGAAGGCCUUGGUCUGGAGUUUAUAGAGUGUCAAGCCUUUAUUUGGAAUGAUACCAUCUUCAUGCAACCUCCGGCCGCACUUUCGGGGCCCACAACCUGGGCAGAUGGUGAAUUCCAAAGAUGCAUUAUAAGCUUAAUCGAAAUGGCAGAAAACAGGUCGGAUUGUAAUCGCCUAGUUGUGGCGAUUGACCAUCCUGUCAACAAUGGCAAUUUGCUCCGAGCGUUUAUGUACGUUGGAUUUACAUUAGUCCACCCUCAAACCUACCACCAAAAGUCAGAUUUCAUACUAUUCGGAUAUGAGAUCUAA
This is a messenger RNA of Umbelopsis ramanniana AG, 561 nucleotides long. RefSeq lists its product as uncharacterized. The transcript has 4 exons. The coding region runs from base 1 to 561 and encodes 186 amino acids. Lineage: Eukaryota; Fungi; Mucoromycota; Umbelopsidomycetes; Umbelopsidales; Umbelopsidaceae. Gene Ontology annotation, molecular function: ornithine decarboxylase inhibitor activity. The record is from RefSeq and is a predicted model, not a curated record.